AUGGAUAGUCGAGAAUCUUUCGAAGAAGUUAUCCGUUUGAGAGAACAGAUCUUGGAGACCAAAGCCACUGCUACCAGUGGGAGUAGUAGAGGAAAACGACAAGCGCCAAGAGUUCCUAUGGCGAUAGCAGGAAACAAAAGUGAUAAAGAACUUAAGACUGUUACACCAGAAGAAGCAAUCGCUUACUGCAACACUCAAGACUCAGCGUGUGUCUUUAUCGAAACAUCCGCCAAAAAGAACUGCAACGUAGAAGACUUGUUCUACGAACUCUUCAUAGUAUCUAAUCUUCCCCUAGAAAUGGCCCCAAAUCACCACAAAAGAGUUAGUACAGCAUUUGGAAGCCCUUGCACUUUACCUCCAACAAGUAGCCAAAGCAGUAGAAGUAAAAAAUGUACUCUUUCAAUAAAGAGACGUUUGUCUGACGCUUGCGGUGUGGUUGCACCGAACGUCAGAAGACCAAGUAUUCGCACAGAUUUAAUGAUAAUGAGAACAAAGACUUGUGCCAAAGGAGACACGGAUAGUGCCAGCGGUAGUCCGAAAAUCACGCUAAAUAGAUUUGUGAGGUCUUCUGGACAAACUGAAAAGCGAUCAUGUGCAGUGCAGUGA
This is a messenger RNA of Arctia plantaginis, 606 nucleotides long. Lineage: Eukaryota; Metazoa; Arthropoda; Insecta; Lepidoptera; Erebidae. The record is from the annotation of a GenBank genome assembly.